Messenger RNA from Neopsephotus bourkii (Bourke's parrot), 2147 nucleotides. Its product is annotated as homeobox protein CDX-1-like. NCBI's taxonomy places the organism in Eukaryota, Metazoa, Chordata, Aves, Psittaciformes, Psittacidae. Gene Ontology annotation, molecular function: RNA polymerase II transcription regulatory region sequence-specific DNA binding; DNA-binding transcription factor activity, RNA polymerase II-specific. The record is from RefSeq and is a predicted model, not a curated record. The transcript has 3 exons. Gene Ontology annotation, biological process: animal organ morphogenesis; anterior/posterior axis specification; regulation of transcription by RNA polymerase II. Bases 1 to 831 code for a protein of 276 amino acids. Gene Ontology annotation, cellular component: nucleus.
AUGUAUGUGAGUUACCUUUUGGAUAAAGAAACCAGCAUGUAUCCAGGAUCUGCAAGGUGCAGCAGCAACAACCUGCCAGUGCAAAACUUUGUGUCUACUCCGUCUUAUCCGGAUUACAUGGGAUACCAUCAUGUGCCAGCUCUGGACACCCACAGCCAGCCUGCGGGAACCUGGGGAUCCCACUACGGCCCACAGAGGGAGGACUGGAACGCUUAUGGCCCAGGACCUUCCAGCACAGUUGCUGCUGCUCAGAUCAACAGCUCGUCUCCUGGACAGGUCUCCUACACUUCUGCUGAUUACAGCUCCCUCCAUCCCGCUGGAUCUGGGGGGUUACCUCCUGUAGAUACAAUUAAUACACAGCAAAUCUCUCCCAACAGCCAAAGGCAUAGCUCUUAUGAAUGGAUGAGGAAAACGGUGCAAUCCACUUCUACAGGUAAAACAAGAACAAGAGAGAAGUACCGAGUGGUUUACACAGAUCACCAGAGAUUAGAAUUAGAGAAGGAAUUUCAUUACAACAGAUACAUUACAAUCAGGAGGAAGUCUGAACUUGCUGCAAACCUAAGACUUUCCGAGAGACAGGUGAAAAUCUGGUUCCAGAAUCGCAGAGCCAAAGAAAGAAAAUUAAUGAAGAAGAAAAUGACUCAUUUUGAUGGCAGCAGCCUUGGCUCUAUGCAGAGUGACUCUGGCUCAGUGAGCCCAAUGCCAGUUCCUGACCAACAGACUCAUUCAGAAAUGCCCAGUUCUUUAUUCCCACCUCCUCCUCCUCCUCCACUUCCCAUGAAUGGUUUGCAGCACAACGGGAAUCUGCAGCAGGUAGUGGCCUCUCAGUAAGGCUGCUGGAAGAGCUGCUAUAGAAUGAACACUAUAAACUACCAGUACAUGGAGCACUACAGUAUGAGAGGACAGCUGUAGCUGUUUUGCAGGAGUCCCCAGCAUGACAUGGAUUUGUGCACAUAAGCUUCCAGGACAGUAAGCCAAGAGCUCCUUGCCAGGUCUGCAGCUCCCAAGGACAAUGGAACUGCUGUGUGCCAGGAGCCCUUGCUGCAGGGUACCUCUGCAAGGGAAUGCCAUGCCCAGCUGUGCCCCACGGCACAGGGAGGGAGGAGAGCCAGGACCAGCUACAGUCACUUGUUACAGGACAUAGCAGACAAAAAAGCACAGAACAGGCCCCAGGCAAUCCAGCCUUGCUGAGGGCAGCUGUAAGGGGUGUGUAAGGGGGUGCUCUGUCUGUCCCUCACCCCAGGCAGAGACUGUAUUCCUUCUCCUUUGAUCUCCACACAGGUUCUACAUACUCACUUUCAUGGACUUUACACAUGGCUCUUGAUAAAUGAAAACCUGGCAUAUACGUUCUGACCCACUUGAUGGAAAGCCGGGGUUGUGGUGGUUGCACUCACUACAUGUUAAGGGCAAAGGUCAGGGAUGAGCUUUUUGGAAUUUUCUGGGUUUGACUGGUAUGAUUUCCAAUGCUCCAUACACUGGUAUACACAUGCACUCCUCAAUCUUACCACAAAUGUUGCAAAAGCAUUCUGGAAUUCUGACUUUUGGCCCCAAGUUUGGUUUUGGUGGAAGAAAGACUGUAUAAGACUCAUUUUGUAUCCUACAGGAAAGAACAAAGGGGGGGGGGGCCGGAAUCCUGUUAAAAAGUGAAGAUACUGUAAAAAGUAACUUCACUUCAUGGGGUAGCACAGCCCAUGGAUAAAGAUACAAUAAUUACAUUCAACUGGUUUUAUAUUCAGUCCACUUUUCAGAACUACUGUGAACCUAAAAAUGUCUGAGAAGCAAAAAUAAUGGAAGACCAAGCACACAAAUACUUCAAAUAUAAGCUCUCAGCAGUUUUUAAGUGGGUCUCAAUUCCAAAGGGCAGAUCCCUUCCAAAUUACGCAGAAUUCCAUAGGUAACCAGUACUUAAGCAUAAUCUGGAUGCUUACUUCCCAAGAUGACUACCAAUUGCAUGUGCAUAACCUGUCUGCAAAGGGAGAAUUUUCAGAGCACAAAAAUGAUUUGGGAAUUGAUACCCUCAUUGUCAAAAACAGUUCAGAUAUUUAGGAAGCCCAUCCUUGCUGAUUUUCAUCAGGGUGUCCUCCUGAAUCUCUGCCACUGUUGCAAAUAAGACUUAGGAGCGUUAAGUCCUUUAGGCACUACAUUCU